AUGGCUUUGUCUCCUUGGUCGUGGCCACUCUGGUGGCGCCUCCUAAUCCUCUUUAACGUUAGCAUCUACAAUAUGCUCGGCAAUGUCUUUGCUGCAGGCAUAUCGCCUCUCUUCGGGCUCAUUAUGCAGGAGUUUCACUGUACCGAGAAUGAAGCAUCGCAGCUCGGCACGUACGUCUUGUUUACCUUGGGUCUCUCGAACUUCAUUGCUCUCCCCUUGGCCUUCCUUAUUGGCAAGCGCUACACGAUCGUCGUCUCUCUCGUCGUCUUCCUUGCCGCCAACAUCUGGAGCGGCGAGGCGCAGUCCUACCAAUCCCUUCGGAGCGCCCGCAUCCUAGGUGGAAUGGCCGGCGGCCUGAUCGAGGCUCUCGCUCCUACCAUAGUCACCGAGACGUUCCCGGAACGCCAGCUAGCCAGGGCCAUGGUGGUCUACGUCGGGUUCCUUGCCACUGGAGCAGCGCUUGGUCCCAUCAUUUCGGGUGCCGUAGCCCAGGGCUUAGGAGAAUGGAGAUGGUUCCAGAGAAUCAUGUCUAUCGCUGUGGCUGUGAAUCUCGUCUUCAGCAUCAUCAUGCUCCCGGAGACGACACACGACGACAUGAACCUCAGCGAAGGAGUGGCCUUGGGGGAGCAGGGAGAAGAGGCGGAGACAAGGAAGACGCAGUGCAAAGCCGAGGAGAGCAUGAUCGAGAACGCCACGAGCAUCGCACAGACCUCAUCGCCGGUUGAACAACCGACGCUGAAGAUGGAAUACGUGCGGCGAUCCUUCUCCCUGCACUUCGUCGAACUGAACUGGAAAGCCUCACUCAUCUCCUUCUUCCAGCCCCUUGAGCUCAUCGUCCUGCCCCAAGUCCUCGUCACUGUUGUCAUAUUCGGCCUGACCAUCGGCUGGACUGCCAUCACUUCCAUACUCAUCUCCAUCAUCUACGCCCAGCCGCCCUUCCUCUGGGGCCCGUUGCCUAUCGGUCUACUCAACGCCGGGCCACUGGUUGGUAUUACCCUUGGGCUCCCCAUCGGCGGUGCCCUCGCCGACAUGCUCUUCAACCGCGCAACCCGACGAUCCAACGGCGUGACCAACCCAGCAACCCGUCUCCCGGCCCUGUUGCCUGGUGCCUUGCUCAGCCCUGCUGGCUGCGUAGUCAUGGGCUUUGCGCUACGAGACCCGGGCAAUUACAUUGUGGUAUCCGUGGGCUGGGGCAUGCUAUGUCUCGGACUUACGAGCUCGGCCAACGUUCUUCUCACGUAUGCUGUCGGCUGUCCGCCGACGCGGGCCGGACAUAUCGGCGCCCUGGCCAACGUGACGAAGAACAGCAUCGGGUUUGCUGUGUCAUAUGGUGCUGUGGACUGGUUGCGGAGGGUGGGCCCAGUGAAUCAGUUUUCCACUAUGGCGGGCAUACUGUGGGGGUCAUACCUCCUCGUGAUUCCCAUUUGGAUGUUUAGCAAGACGUUGGUAAGAAAGACAACGGCCUUUGCGUGA
This is a messenger RNA of Ilyonectria robusta, 1473 nucleotides long. Its product is annotated as major facilitator superfamily domain-containing protein. Gene Ontology annotation, biological process: transmembrane transport. The transcript is spliced from 3 exons. Bases 1 to 1473 code for a protein of 490 amino acids. Lineage: Eukaryota; Fungi; Ascomycota; Sordariomycetes; Hypocreales; Nectriaceae. Gene Ontology annotation, molecular function: transmembrane transporter activity. The record is from RefSeq and is a predicted model, not a curated record.